Hevea brasiliensis (rubber tree) is the source of this 700-nucleotide messenger RNA. RefSeq names its product probable gamma-secretase subunit PEN-2. The coding region runs from base 116 to 553 and encodes 145 amino acids. The record is from RefSeq and is a predicted model, not a curated record. Lineage: Eukaryota; Viridiplantae; Streptophyta; Magnoliopsida; Malpighiales; Euphorbiaceae. The transcript is spliced from 2 exons. Gene Ontology annotation, cellular component: gamma-secretase complex.
UUUACAAAGAAAAGGGCUGAGUGGGUUGGUUUAUUGUGGUCGGGUUCGCUAUUUUCCGGGUUUAAAAGAAUCCUGCAUGCUUGAAGAGUUUGGGAAGCGAGAACUGAGAAUUUGAAUGGAAGGGUCGCAGACUAAUUCAACCACCACCAGCGCCGCCGGUCCUGCCACCACAACUGGCAACCCUAAUUCCUCCAGCAAUUCCAUUUUAUCAUCAGCACCGGUGUGGCCCACUGUAGAUGGCCCACUGGGUCUCUCGGAGGAUGAAUCGUUGAGCUAUGCCCGCAGAUUCUACAAAUUCGGAUUUGCGCUCUUGCCUUGGCUAUGGGCAGUCAAUUGCUUCUACUUCUGGCCAGUUCUCCGCCACUCCCGCGCCUUCCCUCGCAUUCGCCCCUAUGUUGUGAGAUCAGCGGCUGGAUUCUCAGUAUUCACAUUUCUUCUUUGCUCGUGGGCCUUGACAUUUGCCAUUGGAGGGGAGGAACUCUUUGGCCCUGUUUGGGAUAAACUUGUUAUGUACAAUGUUGCUGACAGAUUAGGCUUGACGGGUUGGGUAUAGUCAUGUUCUCAUGUGAAAUUAAAGGUCAUGACAAAUAUUCAUUCAGCUCUUUUGAUUGCCUGGUUUUUAACAUAUAGUCUGUCUUGUAUUUUUUACCCCAAUGUGAGGCCACUACCUGUUAUUUGUAAUGGAGAAGACAUUUAGAUA